AGUGAGAACCUAAAGAAAGAGAGGGAUUCCUCUUUCGCCUGGCAUAAUUGGCUUCCGUUACUUCUCGCUGUGCGCCACAGAGAAGGGUCGCAUGACGGCGUCCGCGCGCAGGCUGCUGGGCGCGUUCUCCGAUACGCACGCGGCGGCCAACGGGACCAGGCCGCACACGGGCAGCGGCAAUGCGGAUUUCGACACCAACAUGGUCAUCAUCCUGGCGGCGCUGCUCUGCGCCCUCAUCUUCGCGCUGGGGCUGAACUCCAUCGUGCGGUGCGCGCUGCGGUGCGGGCGGCGUCUGGCGUUCGAGACCCCCGAGGAGGCGGCCACCAGGCUGGCGGCGACGGGGCUCGAGAAGCGGGCGCUCCGCCGCAUCCCCGUGGCGGUGUACGGCUCCGGGGCCGACAUCCCCGCCACCGACUGCCCCAUCUGCCUCACCGAGUUCGCCGACGGCGAGAAGGUCCGGGUGCUCCCGCGGUGCCACCACGGGUUCCACGUCAGGUGCAUCGACAAGUGGCUGGCUUCCCACUCCUCCUGCCCGACCUGCCGGCAGUCGCUGCUCGACCAUGGCACGGGGGACGGCGCAUGCCGCAGCAACGGCGGCGGACAUGGCGAGCUCACACUGGCCUAGCCAGUCGAGGUCCUCAGCUCUGGGUUCUUCUCGGCAAUCAAAUUGUUUAGGCAUGUAAAUUUGUAGGCUUGGCAUGGAAACAGAGGAAGAAGAUUGUGUCAAAAACAACUCUUCUUUUUCUUGAUUUCUUUAUGACUUUUUUUUCUAUUUUAUUUUUAGAGACAAAAUGAUUUCUGUUCUCCUAUUUAAAAUUCUAGCUUUAGAGUCUAUUUAUGAACACAGACUAAGAAAUCAACAGUUGGCUCUCAUUA
Musa acuminata subsp. malaccensis (wild Malaysian banana) is the source of this 876-nucleotide messenger RNA. Its product is annotated as RING-H2 finger protein ATL74-like. The record is from RefSeq and is a predicted model, not a curated record. Gene Ontology annotation, biological process: protein ubiquitination. NCBI's taxonomy places the organism in Eukaryota, Viridiplantae, Streptophyta, Magnoliopsida, Zingiberales, Musaceae. Gene Ontology annotation, molecular function: transferase activity.